Ipomoea triloba (trilobed morning glory) is the source of this 1170-nucleotide messenger RNA. RefSeq lists its product as uncharacterized. The transcript is spliced from 6 exons. Lineage: Eukaryota; Viridiplantae; Streptophyta; Magnoliopsida; Solanales; Convolvulaceae. The record is from RefSeq and is a predicted model, not a curated record. Bases 159 to 926 code for a protein of 255 amino acids.
AGAUUCAUUGGUUAAAAGAAGAACAUGUUAUGCCAAUUCGAUACAAUCGAGUAGACAUGACAGAAUAGUUUGAUGAUCGUAUAGUCGUUUUCACGAUUAUAAAGCCAAAAGGUGAUCGAGGGUUGGGGAAAUCUGAAGAAGAAAAUAGAGGAUCAGAAAUGGCAACUGAUCAAGGAUCAUCAGAAAACCAAGACUGGCUUGCUGUGAAGAACUGGCGCAAUAUACAGAAAGAGCGUGAGAGAGAAAAGCGGCGUAUGCGUGACAGAGAAAGAAGGCAAUCCAUGAGCCUUGAAGAGAGGGAGAGGCAUCUAGCCAGGCGGCGCAGAAAUUACCAACUCAGAAGACAAAGAGCCUUGAAUAAUGCUGCUGCUAAAACUGGCAGUGAAGCUGAAAACGAGAAUAAUAAUCUUCAAGUGGUUUCUGUCGUCCCAGAACUCGAAUUCUAUUCAGACUCUGCACCGCGAUUUGUGUCUACCAAGGACCAUGCCACAAAUCCUCCUGCUGCUGUCUGUCCAGAGGCAAGAAGAAUUCGCCCCGUGAAAUAUCCAUAUCCUAAAGGGCUGCAUUUCUAUCAAAUUAGACAUCUUGCGCGGUUACUAAACAGUCGUUCUGGUGGGGUUCGUGACCAUAAUCAACGGGUUGAAGCAGAAGUGACUGACAAAAACUACGAUGUUCCCAAGUCCUCAGGAAAACUGUGGAGACGAAUACGGUUAAUAGACAUGAAACGUCUAGCACGAGCACUCAAUUCUGUUCCAAAAGGCCAGCCCAACACAGCCAAUAAUAAUUCAGGGGAAAGAAUCGAGGAGGUCGAGGGGAAUGCAGAGCAGAUGAUAUGCAGCAGCAAAUCAUUGACGCCUGAACAAUCAAACGAAGCCAUCUGCGAUGUUCAACAAGUUAAUGCAUAUUCUGGUGUCUUUGCCCCAUGAUGAAUUGAAGAUGGAUGCAAGUUCACCACAGAACAUGAUUCAGCAUGGAAAAUAUAGGCUUUUACUUUAUGUUCUUGGCAUACACAUAUAUAAAUAUAUAUAUACCUUGUAAAUUUUUACAAACCAUUUUCCCUCCCUUCUCAAUUCAGAUUUCAGACUAGAGAUAUUUUCUGAUAAAUAUGGAUGGAGAGGCAAGUAUGUAAUAGUUAAGCCUGAAUUAUGAUUUCCAUUUGGAAUUUUGGUC